Triplophysa rosa is the source of this 5110-nucleotide messenger RNA. It is a transcript of the gene grin3ba, whose product is annotated as glutamate receptor, ionotropic, N-methyl-D-aspartate 3Ba. Gene Ontology annotation, molecular function: transmitter-gated monoatomic ion channel activity involved in regulation of postsynaptic membrane potential; NMDA glutamate receptor activity. The transcript is spliced from 9 exons. The record is from RefSeq and is a predicted model, not a curated record. NCBI's taxonomy places the organism in Eukaryota, Metazoa, Chordata, Actinopteri, Cypriniformes, Nemacheilidae. The coding region runs from base 343 to 3762 and encodes 1139 amino acids. Gene Ontology annotation, cellular component: postsynaptic membrane; plasma membrane. Gene Ontology annotation, biological process: modulation of chemical synaptic transmission; ionotropic glutamate receptor signaling pathway; monoatomic ion transport.
GUUUCAUAAGUGACCUUCGGGGGAAACCUGCAUAAUCUGAUAUUCUACCCAGCCUGUUGUGGCCAAAGCCAAGAGUUAAAGUCUCAUUACAACGCAACUGUUCUCCGACUAGAGCAGUGAUGCCAAGACGAUCUCAAGUGGCACAGCACCUCCUCCUCCCUCAACGGCGCGCACACCACCUCUCCUUCCACACUUGGAGCAGCUGGAAUGGAUGAGCUACUUGCGUUUUAACCGAGACUACAUCAGCGCGCACGCAAACCCGUUAAGGACAGGAAACAUUGGACAAAAAUAGAGCGAUGCCAUCUUGUGACGAAACCUCAAUCCAGUUGCGAAAGGAGCAGGAUGAAUUUAAUGCUCUCCAGAUUCUUGGCAUACCUUCACGUCUGGCUCCAGGUCGCUCUUCAGAUGUUUAUUUACCCGUGUCAUCUACAUCCCCAACCUUGUCACAUCUUGGCACGCAUUGGUCACACGGUGCGUUUGGGUGCGCUCUUGCCGACCCGCCAGCAGUCCAGGAUACAGGGCGCACUCAACCGCGCCCUGGUCCACCUCCGGCAAAGUGGGAACAACUUCUUACCAUACAAUCUGAGCUUGGAAGUGUUGUCCCGAGAACCGCUCAAUGGAGACCCGGAGUCCAUGUUCAGGUGCGUGUGUCAGGAUAUCGUUGUGCAAGGAGUCUCCGCCGUGCUUGCGUUCCCACAGAGACACGAGGAGCUCGUACAAGUGGAGUUUAUGUCUUCGUUUUUGGAAAUACCUUUCAUCAGCAUCCUUGAACAGGGUGAACCUCUUAAGACUCAGAACCGGUUCCACCUGCAGAUGAUGACACGCACACCCCCCUCCGGACUGGCGGAGCUGCUGUUAGCGGUGUUGCUGAAGGGGGGCUGGCAGGGCGGGGCUGCCACUCUUUGUCCGGAAGGCGGCAACACGGGCAUGCCGGAAGAGUUGGAACAGCUGGGUCAUCUGGGCGUGGAUGGAGCGCACUGGCACCUUUGGGAGACCCUCAACCUGUCCAGACUAGUAUCCACAACAGCAGAGGAGGGAAAGGAACAAUUAAGGGAAGAUAAGGUGAUGAAGGUUCUCUCACAGCUCUUUAGCAGGACUCCAUCUGCCCCAGCGUCCUCCGUGGUUCUCUUCAGCUCCGACCCAGAAUGCACGGCCACUGUACUACGGAGCGGCCACCAGCUGAGUUUUGCGUUUCCCCCGAUGCAGUGGAUUAUGGGAUACCCUCUUAGUUUGGAUUCUCUACAAUCUAUCGGCUCUCCAUUGGGCCUUCUGGCUUACGGGGAGGUGAAUCGCAAACCCCUGAACUUCUACAUAAGAGAUGCCCUGCAGCUGAUUGGCAGGGCUGUGUAUGCUGCGACCAUGGUGAGACCGGACCUGGCGCUUAUCCAGAACAUGGUCAACUGCUUUGACAAACCCAAUAAACAUGAGUUGCCCUCCUCUGGACAGUACCUCGCCAGGUUCUUGUCAAACACUUCCUUCAUGGGGCUGACAGGCCCAGUGCGAGUACAGCGCUCCCUCUCCAGGGUGCUUACCUCCCAGCGUUACCAUAUCUGGAGUCUACAGAGAGACCCUCUAGGCCAGCCCAGUUGGGUGACCGUGGCAAGCUGGCAGUCAGGCCUGCUGGAAGUGGAGGAACAGGGGCUGUGGCCAGGCGCGACCCAGCGUCAACGGGAAAUGGGCCCAGGGAUCAGGCUAGGCGGCCGUUGGCAAGCGGGGCUCCCAGUGGCAGGGAGCAGAUUGCGCGUGGUGACCUUGGUUGAGCAUCCGUUCGUAUUCACACGGGAGGUGGAUGAUGAGGGCCAAUGUCCGGCAGGUCAGCUGUGCCUUGACCCUCAAACCAACAGCUCCGAAGUCCUCAACCAGCUGUUUAGAGAGCUGGAGCAGACGAACAUCAGUUCACUGCCAACUGACAUCCGUAAAUGCUGCUAUGGCUACUGCAUCGAUCUGCUGGAGAAGUUAGCUGAGGACAUGCACUUUGAAUUUGACCUGUACAUCGUGGGUGAUGGGAAAUACGGCGCGUGGAAAGGUGGUCGAUGGACCGGGCUGGUGGGCGAUCUGCUCAGUGGUGUAGCUGAUAUGGCCGUCACCAGCUUUAGCAUCAAUUCGGCUCGAAGCCGAGUGAUCGACUUUACGAGUCCCUUCUUCUCCACUAGUCUGGGAAUCCUGGUGCGCAGCAAGGACACGGCCGCACCCAUCGGUGCCUUCAUGUGGCCCCUUCAUUGGUCCAUGUGGGUGGGCAUCUUUGUGUCUCUGCAUAUUACGGCACUCUUCAUUACACUGUACGAGUGGAACAGUCCGUUCGGCAUGACGCCGCACGGACGCAACCGCAUCAGGGUCUUCUCGUACUCGUCUGCUCUGAACCUCUGCUACGCAAUCCUGUUUGGUCGGACUGUUGCCAGUAAAACACCAAAGUGCUGGACAGGAAGGUUCCUCAUGAAUCUUUGGGCCAUAUUUUGCCUGCUGGUUUUGUCCAGCUACACGGCCAACCUAGCAGCUGUCAUGGUCGGGGAGAAGACCUUUGAGGAGGUGUCAGGGAUUCACGAUGUCAAGCUCCAUCACCCGUCUCUAGGGUUUCGCUUUGGCACAGUUCGAGAGAGCAGUGCUGAAGAUUAUGUGAAGAAGAGCUUCCCCGAGAUGUAUGAAUACAUGAGGCGCUUCAACAAGCCCACCACUCCGGAUGGAGUUUCUACACUGAAGACAGAUCCUCCUCAGCUAGAUGCUUUCAUCAUGGACAAAGCUCUGCUAGACUAUGAGGUUUCCAUAGAUGCAGACUGCAAACUCCUGACUGUAGGCAAACCAUUUGCUAUUGAAGGUUACGGGAUCGGGCUGCCCCAGAACUCUCCCCUCACAAGGAACGUGUCCGAAUAUGUCAGCCGCUACAAGUCCGACGGCUGCAUGGACAUGCUACACGACAAGUGGUACAAAGUGGUUCCCUGUGGAAAGAGGGUUUUUGCUGUGACAGAGACGCUGCAGAUGGGCAUCCAGCAUUUUUCGGGGCUGUUUGUGCUGUUAUGCGUGGGGGUGGCGGGGGCUUUGCUCACUCUGUUGGGGGAACACGCUUUCUUCAGAUUCAUCCUGCCUCACCUCCGCCACCAGCAGAGAUUUAAAUACUGGCUUCACACUAGUCAGAAAAUCCAUCGUGCAUUAAACAUGGGUUGUGAAGAUGACAGGAAAUCACAGGCUGAGAGCACAAACAGAUGUUCCACCUUGUGCCUGUCAGAGAACUGUAACCUACACCGCCUGCCAUCAGCCGUCCCCACCUCCUCAUCCCCUCAGCCUUCCACCUCCUCCGCUUCCACUUCCUCUUCCACAACCAAAUGGAACAAUCAGAGCGCAAAGGCCGGACGAGAGGCCAAAGACCAUAACAAACAUGUCCACUUCAACCUGGAGACGCUCAACAGCUACCAACUCCAAGCCCCGCCCCCUGGUCCCGAGAGGAGCCGUAGAGGGCUGGUGGGUAGUCCACCAACCCAGUUGUGUUCCAACGGCGGCCCCAAUCUCAGUCUCAGCCUGGUGCUCUCACCUCCGGCCUGCCCGGGAGCGUCGUCGCCAUGGGAAGAAGAACUGAGGGAGCUGCAGGGGAGGAUCGAGGAGUUUCGUGGCCAGUUGAGAGCUGCCCUGGCCAGGAGAGCAGAGCUCCAGCGAAACCUGGUCAGACAAAGGCUCAGCCAGCCCCAAACAGUCUCAUCCUCUAAUCCUGCCGAGACGUCGGCCCCUUCCAACACCAACACCCUGACCAAAGACAUUAACAGAGGCAGGUGAUGUAUGUGACCGGAGCGGUGAAUAUAGGGGACGUUCUCUCAUCUGAGGAUUCAUGCAGCCCUAUAUCCUGCUUUCUCCUUGAUCGCUGGGGUGUUAGAGAUGGAUUGAACAUUAUGUGAUGGAGAUUCAGUUUGUAAUCCUGCAGUCCGGCUGACUUCCAGCUCAAGAGAGAAAGCAUUUAUCUGUGUGUAUUGUGUGUCUGUGAAUGUGUGCGUGUGCGUUAUAAGCUGGAGAGCAGUGGACAGAGAACAGACUCUUAAAUACAACAUUCACUGCUUGCCAAGGUAAGUAUCUGCAGCUACAGUUGUUCAGUAUGAAAUAGCUUCUUUUUUUUGUAAAUAAUUCAAUGGGAUUACUUAGUGGGAUAAGCAACGAUGGACCAAAUUUUGUUUUGCUGUAGUGUACUUUUUCCACACUAUACUGUAUGAAUAGACAUGAUGUUUGCUUAUGUGUUUUAAUGGUGAUAAAGUAUGAUUCUGUAGGAGAUGUGUGACUUUCAGAUGGUUCAUUUACCCUGAAUAAUCUAAAUAUUAAAAAGUCUGACUGGUCGAUUAAUGCAUUUACUACAAUUAAUAAAUCAUUUUUUGGAAAAAGUUUUGCUGAUAAAGCCUAAAUAUUUUUGUGCUAGUUAACUGCAGUGAUCUGUUUAGCGUCAGACAUUUUUGCCAAAUAUGUGACUUUGGCCUUGAUUCAGUAAGUGUUCAAAAUCAACAAUUAGUGCACUGUGCUCUUAAAAAUGCUAGGUUGUUUCAGUCAGUGGUUGGGUCGAUAUGGACAAACACAGCCAUUGGAAAAAAACAGUAUGGACCUAUUUGUACUGUUGGUUUAAAUUAACCUGGAAAACUUUCAUCUUUGACCCAACCUUCGGUUGAAACAACUCAGCAUUUUUUUUAGAGAGUACACUUGAAAAAAAAUGCUGGGUUGUUUUAAACCCAUGGUUGUGUCAAAAAUGGACAAACCCAAACGUUGGGUUAUAAAUAAAUCUAUGUUGGGUUGUUUAGCCCAAAAUGCUGGGUUAUUUCAACCCAUGGUUGGGUCAUAUAUAGACAUUUUCCUAGAGGUCACAUUUUCAAAACCACUUCACAGGCGUAGCUUGUUGAUGCUGUGAAGGAACGUGGAAUGGUGGAAGUUGUUUUGACCUUUAAAGCUGAUGGAGAUCAAUCUGAUGGGACUCACAAUUCAUGUUCAUGAUGACAUUUUUUAUAACCGUUACGUUAUAAUAUAUGAUAGAAAAAACAACCGAGUGGCGUGCUAUAGAUGUUACAACUGGAUUUUUAAAUGAGACUCUCGGUUUUGCUGUAGGUGUGUGCAUCUGCAUCCGGUGCUGCACAGUUUGAUCUGCAUAUGA